AUGGGCCUCUCGGGGGCGGCCUUCCCGCUGGCGGCGCUCCUGCUGGGUGAGUGCGGGGGGGGGGGGGGGCUCCUCUCCCCGACGUGGCCGGGCUCCGGCGGGCGCUUGGCUGGCGCGCUCUCUCUCUCGGCCGCCGCCGCCGCCGCCGCCUCCACAAGUGCCGCUCGACGCCGGCUCUGCUGCCACCCCGGCGCUCUCGCGCAGCCGGAGGGAGGGAGGGAGGCCGGCCGGCUCUCGGUGCCGCCGCCGCCGCCGCUGACCGACCCCUUGCCUGUCGCGUCCGCAGCCGCCGCCGGAGCGGGCUCGUUGGAGGUGCGGGCGGCGCCCGAAGUGCGGGCCUUCGUGGGCGAGGCGGUGGUGCUGCGCUGCUGGUUCCGCUCCUCCGCGCCCGUCACCGAGAAGCUGACCGUCGACUGGACCUACCGGCCGCUGGCAGGAGGGGCGCUGGAGCCGAUCUUCCAUUACCAGGCGGGGGCCUACCCGGCCCGGGAGGGCACCUUCCGCGACAGAAUCUCGUGGGCGGGAGAUGUGGCCCAGCACGACGCCUCCAUCGCCAUCGCCAGCCCCACCCUGGAGGACAACGGCACCUUCACCUGCUCCGUGAAGAACCCCCCCGACGUCCAGCACACCCUCCCCCACACCCUGCUGACCGUCACCCGGCGAGGCGCCUCCUUCCAGCUGACGGCGGCCGGGUUGCUCUCGCUGCUGGUCUUCCUCCCCUCCGCUCUCGUGGCGGCUCUGCUGCUGGUCAGGAUGGGCCGGAAGUCCGGGGUGCUCCACGGCGGGAAGAAGGUGGUCUCCCCCCAGAAGUCCUCCAUCGAAGUGGCUGACGAACUGGAGCGACCGGGCUGUGUGGGGCGACUGGCCAGCAGGUGUCUGCAGUGCCUGGACACAGAUGAGGAAGACCCUUACUGACUGACGGACGGACAGAUGAAGACGGCCUUUGAAGCUGACCUCUGCCAGUCCCUAUCAAGGGGGGAAGUCCAGCCCUGGACUUCUUUACAUAGGCGAAAAGCAACGGUGUUGCUGGACAAUUUUAGAAAUCUGACCUGGGGGAAAUAAUAGGGAUUCUGCUGCUUCUUCCUCCUUCUUUGUCCAUUCCUCUUUGACAUCUUGCUCUGCAUUCCCAGACUGAGCUCUCCCCACCCAUUGGGCCGGCAGCCUUUGGACAAGCGCUCUUCUGCGCCAAGGCUGGGGCUAGAGCCGUGCCUCCGUGGGCUGCGUGGGUCCCCAUGUGGCUUGUGAGAGCAGCCCGUGGUCACUCAGUCCUCCUUUUCCCAUCUUGGCUGCUGGGCUUGGCAAGGUCCGAGGGCUUCGUGGGGCCAGCUUGUCCGGGGGGGGGAUGGGCUUCUGGUGAGGGUGGGGUCAGUGGAGCUGCAGGCUUCCGUUCACCUGCGAGGAGAGGAGGCCAGAGCUGGCUCAGAGAGGGCUCCUGCAGUGGCCCAGAGAGAUGGCUGCAGAUGGGAGAGGAGAGGAGCCACUUCCCCUUCCUGGCUGCUGGUUUGUAGGGAAGACAGCUUUCCUUCCCCAUUGUCCCAACGGGCCACAGCUGGGCUUGCCCAUUCUUGUAGACGCUGCUUGGUUGCAUGAGAAGCUGCACAUUGUUGCCUGAGCUCAGAGCCUGGAAGGAGGGGGGGGGGGCUGGGAAGCAUCUCCUCUGCUGCCACAGAUGAGGGUGGGGUAGAGCUGCCAGAGGAGCACCGUCUUUCUUGGGACCAAUAAACACCUUCAUACCA
Messenger RNA from Heteronotia binoei (common prickly gecko), 1736 nucleotides. RefSeq names its product myelin protein zero like 3 (gene MPZL3). Gene Ontology annotation, cellular component: membrane. The record is from RefSeq and is a predicted model, not a curated record. Bases 1 to 915 code for a protein of 304 amino acids. The transcript is spliced from 5 exons. Lineage: Eukaryota; Metazoa; Chordata; Lepidosauria; Squamata; Gekkonidae.